AUGUCAGUUUGGCAUGGUAAAGCUGGGUCAAAACUUCCACAGGGAUUCGAUAGCCAUAGGCGAGUAUCUCACAUUACAGCUGAAUGUGCAUGGCGACGACGGCAUGCAGCUGUGCGUCGACCGCAAAUGGAGCUGGCCACAUGUGUUCGUGCGAUGCCUCCAGAACAUGCUGGGGGUAAUCAUUUUCAUCCGAAUCACAUGGAUCACCGACGAGGUUGGAUUAGGGAUGACCAUCUUCUUCAUUUGCCUUGGAUUCUUUUAUCUUUUCUCACUUCAAUGUCCGUGGCAGCGAUAAGUACCGACCAGCGUGUCGGAUUCUUUGCGACGGUGUCAACAUAUACGAGUUCGGCCGUCGCUGCGGGAGUCUCGGUACUGUAUGUCUUUAGCAACGUGAUUGCCUUUGCGGCGUUUAUUGUCGCACUCACGGAGACACUGGUGAACUUUCUGAGGAACUCAGGCUUCACAAUGAUCGAUGGUGGUAUCAACGAUAUGCGCAUUUUCUCUGCAGUGUUCUGUGUCCUUGUGUUGCUGGCAGCAGCUAUUCGCUCAGCCGACUAUUUUCAAUGUCGUCUUGCCAUGAUGCUACUUGUACUGAUCGCAGUUUUAAUGCAAAUGGUCGGCCUAACUUUACCAUCACUCAUCAUGGAGCAUCGUAUUAAUUCAACCGGUGGGUGA
Molecule: messenger RNA, 675 nt
Organism: Ostertagia ostertagi
Lineage: Eukaryota; Metazoa; Nematoda; Chromadorea; Rhabditida; Trichostrongylidae
Source: the annotation of a GenBank genome assembly